UCGACCAAUGAACGUGCUUUUAACAAACGUAAUUACGAUAUAUAAACAGACAGAAAAUAUGACAGAAGCAGAAUCAGAGCUAGAAGUUUACAGGGUGUUAAAGGCACCACCAGCAAUUUAUUACAUUCCUGAGUAUGUUACAAAAGAAGAAGAGGAAUCACUUAUGAAAAAUGUCUAUUCAGCACCCAAACCUAAAUGGACCCAGCUGUCUAACAGACGCCUCCAGAAUUGGGGCGGAUUGCCACAUCCAAAAGGAAUGAUAAUGGAGGAUUUGCCAUCGUGGCUUAAAAUUUACACAGACAAAAUAGCAGCUUCAGGUGCCAGACUUUUUGGAGAUAAAAGUUUAAAUCAUGUUUUGGUGAAUGAAUAUGAAGCUGGACAAGGCAUAAUGCCACAUGAGGACGGCUCAUUGUUUUUCCCGACAGUUUCCACCAUCAGCCUUGGGUCACAUACCCUCCUUGAUUUCUAUUAUCAUAUAAAACAGGAGGAGGAUCCGGAAAAGAACAACUGUACAUCACAGGAUGAGCGACAUUUUGUGUCUAUAUUGCUGGAACCCAGAAGUCUUGUGUUUGUAACAGAGGACAUGUACAAAUUACACCUCCAUGGAAUUAAGGAACGGACCUCCGAUGAAAUCACGGACAAAGUGGCUAACCUAGACCAGUGUAAAUCAGUCAGUGUAGGAGACAAUCUGGUACGGUCGACUCGGGUCUCACUCACCAUCAGACACGUACCGAGAAUUCUGAAAGCCAAAUUAUUUAUGGGAAAGAAAAGAUGACAUCUCUGUUUAUUAAAAUUAUGAUUUUACUGUU
This is a messenger RNA of Pecten maximus, 809 nucleotides long. RefSeq names its product alpha-ketoglutarate-dependent dioxygenase alkB homolog 6-like. Bases 8 to 775 code for a protein of 255 amino acids. The transcript has 6 exons. Lineage: Eukaryota; Metazoa; Mollusca; Bivalvia; Pectinida; Pectinidae. The record is from RefSeq and is a predicted model, not a curated record.